This is a messenger RNA of Dreissena polymorpha, 549 nucleotides long. RefSeq names its product membrane cofactor protein-like. The transcript is spliced from 4 exons. The record is from RefSeq and is a predicted model, not a curated record. NCBI's taxonomy places the organism in Eukaryota, Metazoa, Mollusca, Bivalvia, Myida, Dreissenidae. The coding region runs from base 1 to 540 and encodes 179 amino acids.
AUGUCAGCCAUCGAAACAUGGGUGUUUGUUCUCACGGAAUGCGACUGCACCAAGCCGUCUUUGAGCUCCAAUUCUUACACGUUGACAAAUGACAAGGCCACUUACGCCGUGAACGAGACCUACGAUAUUUUCUGCACGCCGGGAUACAAGGCUUCCGGUUCCGGUACACUGGUCUGUGGAUCACAGAAGGCAUGGUCUUUGGAGCCACCCACUUGCUCACCGGCAGAGGGAACGUAUCCCUGGUGGAUGUUACUAGUGGCAAUGACUGUUGUCAUUCUGUUAGUGGCGUGUAUCCUACCCAGACUGCUGCAAUGUUUCUGUUCUAAAGCUACUAAGAAAAAGAACACCGAAAGUGACGAAGAGCAAGCGGACGGACUCAAUGACGGAUAUGAUGAUGACUCAGACGACGGCCGAUCCAGCUUCCCCGUACCUGAUUGGUCCAAAGCUAAGAAAAUGACCAAUAUUGAGUUUAUGGCGAAACUACACAAAGACGCCGAUAAAAAGACACUGAAGCGAGCGACUAAAAAUGCCGUAUUUUGAGGCGUUUAG